AUGGAAGAAAAAGGUUCAUCGGUAAGAUUGGUUCGCUGCCCUAAAUGUGAAAAUCUUCUUCCUGAGCUUCCUGAGUACUCUGUUUACCAGUGUCGAGGCUGUGGUGCUGUUCUUCGAGACACAGAUGAAGUUGGCGAAAUUUUAAACAAUGAAAAAGCUCACAAAAGUUCUCAUCUUCUCGGCAGCAACAAGUGGAAAAACCCUAGAAAUUUCGCAGCUAGUGGUUCUCCGAUUCAUAAAGCUGGCGGUUCGACGGUGGUGUGGGGUGGUGCUGCUGUUCUAGUGUUCCCAAUCCUUCCAUCCUCUAAUCGAUGCCUCCACCGCUUGCUUCCUCCUCCACCUUCUCUCUUUAAUCGCUGUGUAUGGCGGCUACCACCAGAAGAUUUAUGGCGACUUCACUUGAUUCUGGCGACUUUCCUUCUUCAUAACAGCUUAUCCAAUUGCAUCUGGAAUCAAUGAUGGACAAUAGAGAUACACCAAGUUCGAUUCGUCGUCCCCUGCUUGGAUUCCGACGACUUCGAUUGAUUCCGUGCUCAACAGGGCAGUAAAUAUGAAAUGAAUAGGGGAUGUUUUCCUGUCCAGUUGAUCCUCUUUUGUAUCAGAGUUCUUACCGGUUAAUUGCACUUUGUUGUAGUUUGGUAUGGAUGAAGUUAUGGCUGCCACCCACCAGAAAAGUCAACCUAGGAUGGGCUUCAUGCAAAAUUAAGAAGAUUUAAGUGGCCACACAAGGUUGUUGUCGAUGAUGUUAAUGUGUCUUCUCAGCCCUCCACUCCUCUAUUUGGAUUUGGGUUCUGGCUACUAGAGAGGGAUGGAAUAAGCUAUAGUGAUGAAGAGGAUGGUAAGAUAAUGAGCAUUAGGGUGGAUGUCGUUAAUCCAGGCUAAGAGGGUGUUUCAGGAUACCAAAUCAAGGCUUCGUCAAAAUAUGGACCAUGGAGAACGGCAUGCACCAGUAAAAAUGAAACAUUGAGCAAUUUCCAUAUCUAUAAGGCUCUGGCUGAACCUUAGGAUGGAAUUGGAGCAACAAAGGAAUGAUUUGAUCAAUUGUGGCAAUGGCUAUAGGAGGAUUUAAGGGAUGAAUUUACUAGGCUCUUUAAAGCUAAUAUGUCGCAAUCUCUUUCCAACCUGGAAACCCAAAAAGAUUGGAUUGAAAGUAACAGCAUCUGUUCUUCUUUCUCUAAUCCAAAAAAGAUACUUUUGGAUGAUGUUACUUUUCAAAAGAUAGGUCUACAUGGAAUUUGCAUUUAUGGUUGAUGUUGUAUGUGUAAAAAUUAACUUAGAAAAGGACGUUGGCAUUUGAUAUUGAUGUAUACAUGGUAGUAUUUGGAUAUGAUGAAAAAUUAGAGGACUGAAGUUGAAUAAGAACUGGUAGGUUGGGUU
Molecule: messenger RNA, 1377 nt
Organism: Lactuca virosa
Lineage: Eukaryota; Viridiplantae; Streptophyta; Magnoliopsida; Asterales; Asteraceae
Source: the annotation of a GenBank genome assembly